AUGGCCUCGGUGUUGGUCUGCGGCGGUGGCAACGCGGCACAGGUGGUCUCCUGCCUCUUUGCGAGUCGGUACAAGGUCACUUCCAUUUCAUUGUAUGCAGAUGAAGCAGAGAGAUGGGACAAAGCGGUGAAGGAGGCGAAGGGCAUGACCUGCAACUUCCAAGGCACGAACAAGGCUGUGAACUCCAUGCCCGAUUUGAUCACCAAGGAUCCGUCCGCUGUGAAGAACUGUGACGUCGUGCUUUUCACCGUGCCCAGCAGUUUCCAUGAGCAGUACUUCCGAGCCUUGGAGCCCUUCGUGCAGAAGGGCACCAUCUUUGCUGUGAUGCCGGCCCGCUCUGGCUGCGACUUCCUCUUCAAGAAGGUCAUGGGAGAGAAAGCGGACACUCUGGGCCUCGCGGCCUUCGAGACCUUGCCCUGGGCCUGCAGGUUUAACGAUUGGGGAAAGACGGCCACGGUGCUGGGCACCAAGGAGUCCAUCGGUGCAGCCGUGGUGCCACCCGUUGGGAAGACGAAGCUGGAUGUGAUCUUGAAACUGCAGGGCUUGCUUGGUGUGGAGCCGAAGAUCAUCGAGUGCCCCAACGUGAUGAGCAUCAGCUUGGGAAACCCAGGCCAGGUGAUCCAUCCGGGUGUAACUUUUGGGAAAUGGCAGAACUGGGAUGGGAAGCCCUUGGCCCAAAAGCCGCUCUUCUACCAUGGUGUGGACACGCAGACUGCGGAUGUGCUUGAGGGCAUUUCUGGGGACAUCACGGCAAUUUGCAAAGGCUUGAAAGGUUUGGAUCCCAACUUCGACCUGAGCGAGGUGAAGACGAUCAUGGAGUGGUACAUGGCCAGUUACAGUACCAGCAUCGCUGACGGCUCGACCCUGCAGAAGGCCAUGAGCACCAACAGUGCUUAUGAAGGUUUGUGCCACCCGAUGAAGGAGAGCGGGGGCGGCUACGUGCCCGACUUCCACUUCCGAUACUUGAGCGAGGAUGUUCCCACAGGCUUGUGUUUUUCGCGCGGUGUGGCGGAGCUCCUUGGUGUGAAAACCCCAACCAUCGACAAAGUGCUGCUCUGGGCCCAGGAGAAGCUGUCAAAGGAGUUCUUGAAGGACGGCAAAAUGCAGGGAAAGGACAUAAAGGAUACCCGUGCACCCCAGGCCUUCGGAGUCACCAACAAGAAGGAUCUCUGCAGCUUCUUGAGAAUCAAGAGCGAACCCUCUUGCUGCGCUGGCAUCUGCAAGUGA
Symbiodinium pilosum is the source of this 1227-nucleotide messenger RNA. The record is from the annotation of a GenBank genome assembly. Lineage: Eukaryota; Dinophyceae; Suessiales; Symbiodiniaceae.